Messenger RNA from Peniophora sp. CBMAI 1063, 342 nucleotides. The record is from the annotation of a GenBank genome assembly. Lineage: Eukaryota; Fungi; Basidiomycota; Agaricomycetes; Russulales; Peniophoraceae.
AUGGCUACGGUCCGAACCUGGAAUGUACAACCGAUGAGCAAGGUGCAAGGCGGGUCGCUCACGCCGAACGAGAGCGCGAGAGCGGCGAACCUCAAUGGCAUAUAUUCCGGCUGCGGCACUCAAGACGCUUGCGUGCAUUGCUGCUUACGCGAGAAGCGCCACUCCACGCGGCUCGCGCAGCGCAGAACUGUUUGCCAUCCACGCGCUAUGAAGGAUAACAUGCCACGAGCGUAUGCGGCCCUCCCCGGUUGCCAGCCAUUCUUCGUCUAUCGGCCAGUUCGUUCACGGCUAUCGCCGCGCUCAACAGCGAAGAAGGCUGCCAUUCUCUUGUUCGAAUCAUAA